AAGAUAUCACAAUGGUCAUCUGCCCUGGAAUAGCUAAUCACAGUGAGAAGCAGUACAUCAGAACCUUUGUUGACUAUGCUCAAAAGAAGGGCUACCGAUGCGCUGUGUUAAAUCACCUUGGAGCCCUCCCAAGUAUUGAACUGACUUCGCCACGCAUGUUCACUUAUGGUUGCACCUGGGAAUUUGCUGCUAUGGUGACCUACAUCAAGAAGACAUAUCCUCAGUCCAACCUUGUUGUUGUUGGCUUCAGCCUGGGUGGAAAUAUAGUGUGCAAAUAUCUUGGGGAAUCCCACACUAACCAGGAACAGGUGCUCUGCUGUGUCAGUGUAUGCCAGGGAUAUAGCGCAUUGAGGGCACAGGAAACCUUCAUGCAAUGGGAUCAGUGCCGGAGAUUUUACAAUUUCCUCAUGGCAGACAACCUGAAGAAAAUCAUCUUGUCUCACAGACAAGCUUUGUUUAGUGAAUCUUCGAGAAAGGUACAGACUUUAAUGGAAACCGAUCUAAGCAGGCUUCACACAGCAACGUCUCUCAUGCAGAUUGAUGACAGCAUAAUGAGAAAAUUUCAUGGUUAUGGCUCCCUGAGAGAAUAUUAUGAACAAGAGAGUUGUCUGCAUUACUUGCACAAAAUCUUUGUUCCCCUCUUGCUGGUUAAUGCUGCUGAUGACCCUUUGGUUCAUGAUAGCCUCUUAUCAAUCCCAAGAGCCCUCUCAGAAAAACAGGAGAACGUCAUGUUUGUUUUACCCUUGCACGGGGGCCACCUGGGAUUCUUUGAGGGCUCAGUCCUUUUCCCUGAGCCCCUCACUUGGAUGGAUAAGCUUGUGGUGCAAUACGCAGACGCCAUCUGCCAGUGGGAGAAGAAUAAAUCUCAUUGCUCAGAUACGGAACAAUCAUCCGGCCAAGAAUAAAACAAUCCCAAAGACUUUUCCAGGUUGUUUCCGACUUAGUUCUCAUCUUCUUCCUUCCUUCCUUCCUGCUUUUUCCCAGGCCAAGCCUGGCCAUCUUCAAUGUAGGCAUUUGACCGCCGUGUUUCAUGCCAAAAUAGAGGUAGAACACAAGAUGUUGCUGUUUGGAACAGUUUGGGAGCAGGCUGGCAGGCAACGCAAGGACAAAACCCGUCCGGUCUCUUGAGAGAGGCGAGAUGUUCCAACGCUUACACUUUUCACUGUUCCAAGAAAACAAGAGUAACCUCGUCUGGUUGUUGUUUUUGCAAAACUUUGCCUAGCGAGAUAGAAGUGUACUUUCUCUGUGGUUAUGUUUCACCUCGUUGCCACCUUAAGGAAAGGGAAAACUUUCUAUAUCUGCGGAAGAAACCGAUAGAAUCAUCUCUGCGGGGGGCCCAUCGGUGCAGCCGUUUGCAAAGCAGGGGAGAACGAUGGGGGAUUUUGAAUCUCCAGGGAUCUCGCCCACCCGCCCCCUCGAGGGAGGAGGAACCUCACUCUUCGGUGUUUUAAUGCAUUUCAAGGGUUUUCGAUGGCUUUGAAAAACGUUUGGAUAAUCCCAGAAUUCCUGACUUGAGUGCAUUCAAUCACAAGCUUUGCUUUCCCUCAGUGAGGCUAUCCAUGUAGGAAGCCUUGGGGAACUCAACAAUAGAUUCAAACAAGUAGCCUUUUGACCGUUGCUUUUUCUAAAACAAGGCGUUCUAUUUUGAGAUUUAAAAAAAAGUCAUGAGUGCUCCUAACCCAGGCCUUUUAAUACUGUCUGUAAGUGAAAAACCAGUGACCAUCGAAGUCUGUAAGUUGUCUGUUGUUUUUUCUUUUAGAGAAUUUUCAUAUGCGAAGGAUGGAGAAAAUAAAAUAUCCAAAUUCGCCUCCCCAGCAUACUACUAGAGCAGUGCAGUAAGAUUUUGAAAGCCACAAUUGUCUUGGUUUAAAGAGGUAGAUUUUUUUUUUAAUGUACUAUAUGCCUUAACUAUUAGUGGCUUCUGCAAUUCCCCGUUUCCAAAGGUGCUCAUUUGAAUUUUCAGCUUAGUGACAUCAAACUGAGAUUGGCAAUUUGGGGCGAGAUGCAAUAAUGCAGAUACUGUGGAGAAGCAGGAUUUUUGCUGCUGUAGGGUAGAGAAACAGAUUUUAGUACUGAGCAAUCCGAGCGUGGGAAAAAAAGCCACAUCUUUAUUCAGAUAUACACACAGACACACCCAAUCGGAAGUCUGGAUUACUUAAGACAGUGAAACGUUGCGAUUAGGCUAUUUUUCAACUGCAGUUUGGUUUUGAACUGUCGGUUCGGUGUUCCUUCCUUACGGCAUAUUUCAGUUUACAUUUGAAGAGUCAUUCCCCCUGCAUUAUAAUCCCUAUAAUAGUUAGCACUUUAUUGCUUUUACCUUUUAUUUUUGCUGCCUGGACACUUUACUUAUAACCAGCAUUGUUUUAUUUUGUUUUUUAAAAACUUGUUAGUCUUUCUUGAAAAUAGGUGUAUGGGGUAUCUUCCCCGUCAGUUUUGAGAUUCUAAAAAGUGUAACUUAUGUCUGUGAUGAUUUCUUUCUUGUUUUUUUUUUUUAAUUGAGCAAUAAUUGCCUGUAUCAGAGGGUUCUCGCAUCAGGAAUCAAAGUGCUGAAGGCAUUCUUGACCUGUUCAACAGACUCUGUGACUUAAGCGUAAUAAAUGAAUUCCGAUUCUAUUUUGCUCUCACAUAGGAAGCAUUGACCACAUAUUUUUAAAAAAUUAAGUUUCUCCCCCUCCUCCAACCUCAUGGUUGCUUAUCAGUCUUCUAAAUUUGCUUUCUUAAAGCAUUUCUUGCUACUUUCCUGGAAACCAAAUCCAAGAUAAGCAUAUGAUUUUAGCUUCAGAAGAACAUUUUAAUGAUCUCAAAUGCUUAUUUCCAUUUAAGUAACAACCCCCUCACCACCGCUGGUUUGAAUUGUUUUCUUUGCUGCAGUAUAUAAAAUAGGAAUGAACAUGAUUUAUUUUUCAUCAACUGAAAGAUAUAUUAAAAAGCAGACUAUAAGAGCCUGACAUUAUUUCUCAUCAUUUCCGUCUUCAGGCUAAUAACUUUAUUUAAAAUAAAUGUAAUAAAGUUAGGCUUUUUCUAAGUCAAUUCCUAAUAUCUUUACCUUAAUGGCUGGGAAUAAUAUAUUUCAACAACCCUGAAGGAGCAUCAGUUGAUAAAAUAAUUGCUGUGGAUUAAAAUUAUAAAAUUCCUUGCAAAUAAAGGCAUUUACUAGCUUUUAUGCUGAAGAGACUGUGAGAGUAGAGUUUGCCUUUAUCUUUCUUUUUAACCAGGUGCAGAUUUUGUGUGCAAUAAGACAAGAAAUUUAAUCCUUCCUUGUUUAAAUUUUGGUUGCAAGGUUGUGCAGUUGUGUAAUGUAGCAAUUUCAAUGAGGAUUGCUUUCAUGACUUAAAUACAUUUAGAACUAUUCAGCCCUUUGGAAAAUAAUUUUUGCUUGCUCCAUACUGUAAAUGUAAUAAGACUCUUUACACGUCCCAGCUGUUAUCAGGAAAAUCAAAACUUUUUAGUAAGUCACACAGUCAAAGAAAUGUCUUUUAAGUCACAAAUUUGAUCUUUUCUGCUGCAUCAAUGGAAAAAAAAAACCAUAUUAAAUCAUGGUAAAUUCAAUUCUAAACCCCUCUCCUCCCCCUUCCUUCCAAAAAUAAUUAUGUAAGGAAUUCUGGAAUGAUGAGAAAUUGACCAACAAAAGAUAGUUGCCAAUUUAUAUACCUAGGUGACAUUAAACCUCCUUUUUUAUUUUAGUGAAACAGAAUAUUGCUUGAAAGUUCUUGGAAACAAAUCAGGUUUUGUUUUUCCACCAUCUAUCUUAAACCCAGUUAAAAGGAAAUCUCUGGACAAGAUCUUUUUUGAGGGAAUUUCUUUGCUUUGCAUCUUCGGAAUUUGGUGGUGGUUCCUCUGAAGAUUUUUUAUUUUCAUACUGGAGACAUUACUGCUGAUAUGUUUUGGGGUGAGCCCGUCGUACUUUUAAUGAAGGAUGCGGUGUUGAGAAUUGUAUGAGCCACCCCACCCCACUCCCAAAUGAGCUGCUGCAGCCCAAGGGUUCAUCUUGUGUCAACUUUGCCAGUUGACCAAAAGAUAGAAGCCAAUUCUUCCGUGGCAACCUUUGUGCUAGAAUUAAUGUCUUGGCAGCUUGUCUUUGCGUUAAAGUUAGCCUUGUGAUGGGUCAAAUGAGCAUUUCCCAAGUAUAUGCUACUUUACAAGUGUUCCUUAGGUCUACAUGUAAAAAAAAAAAAAAAAAAAGGAGUAGCCAACUAAUAAGACUGUAUUUCAGCUUCCAUUCCUUUUCCAUUUAACAAUUGCUGAAAUUCAGCCACAUUAUCUCUGCCGUCUUUAAAAUAAGUACUGUAACAUUGGUGCAUUUAGUCUCUGGUAGCUUCAUCUGUAUAUUGUUGUUGGUUUUUUUAACCAGGGCUGAAAAUUAUGGCCCCAUCCUUCCAGGGAUGGAACUGCUAUUCCCAUAGCAGCUAGAUCAGUGCCUGCUUGGCUCCAGAAACAUUGCCUAUUUCUGAUAUUCCGAAUUUCUGAUCUAAAGGCGUAUGUGAUCCUGGUUCCCCAGGAUCACACAACCUACUCCAUAUAUAAUCUAUUAGUCCUAGAUACCUGCUUGAUGUGCAUACGUGUGUCAAAUUAAAAAAAGGAAAACAUUGUUUAAAAGCACACGUCCCAAACUGUCUCACACAUAGAGAGACCAAAACACGAGAGCGUUUUUUUUUUUUUGCUUAGAUUGCAUUGUUAGAAUGAUGUGAGCUCAGUUAUUGUUCACUCCCUUUAGAUGUUCAAGAAUGGAGCUUCCAGUCCCUGGGUGGGGAUUUUUAUCAUAGGAAAAUACCUCAACAAGGCAGCUUGACUUCCAAUCGGAAUGAAUACCCAGGCAGUAGUAGUAGUGAUAAUAAAAAAAAAAAA
Messenger RNA from Thamnophis sirtalis, 4845 nucleotides. NCBI's taxonomy places the organism in Eukaryota, Metazoa, Chordata, Lepidosauria, Squamata, Natricidae. The record is from RefSeq and is a predicted model, not a curated record.